This is a messenger RNA of Eutrema salsugineum, 899 nucleotides long. Its product is annotated as RING-H2 finger protein ATL79. Gene Ontology annotation, biological process: protein ubiquitination. Gene Ontology annotation, molecular function: transferase activity. The record is from RefSeq and is a predicted model, not a curated record. The transcript has a single exon. Bases 276 to 803 code for a protein of 175 amino acids. NCBI's taxonomy places the organism in Eukaryota, Viridiplantae, Streptophyta, Magnoliopsida, Brassicales, Brassicaceae.
AAGGCGACAUGUGGCAAACAUGUGGAUGAUGAUAAGCCAAGAGGACAAAGAGCUAUCCAUCAUCAAUCACAAUAAUAUCCAUUUAUGUGAAGUGGACCAAAAAGAGAGAGAGGAAGCGAAGUUACAGUCCUCAAAAUAGAGACGAAACAUCCUAAUCCCUCAACUCUCUGAGAGCUUCAAGACUUCACUGGAAACGCAGCCAUUGUCCCCACACUUCUCUCUAUAAGGCUUUUACGAGAGACUCUCUUCCAAAGCAAAAACAGAACCCAUAAACGAUGCGUUUGCUAGCAGCACAAGUUGCAGCUUCACCAUUGUCCUCUGCUUCUCCAGCAUGUAACUCCCAUACUUGCAGAUGGAAGCCUUACUCCGACUCUACUGACUUCCAAGCAAACGCAUCCGUCCUCCUCAUCCUUCUCGUCUCUGCUCUCAUCUGUGCUCUCUCUCUCUACGCUGCAAUUCGUUGCUUUCUCCGGCCAACUCUCGAGACUGACGACGAAGACCACAAGCCUGAUCCUGAGGCGGAUGUUUCAUCCACCAUACCAACUCCUACGCUUGUCUACUCCUCCGACCUUGAGCUUGCAGGAGCAGAAGCAGAGUGUGCCAUUUGCUUGUCCGAAUUCGAGCAAGGCGAGAGUAUCCAAGUGCUGGAGAAAUGUCAUCAUGGGUUCCAUGUCAAGUGUAUCAACAAGUGGCUCUCUUCCCGCUCCUCCUGUCCUACUUGCCGGACUUCUAUCUUCUCACAACAACACACCUUAGACUCUGCACCAUCAACGGAAACUCCUCCAAGCCAGAACAAUACUUAGUAGCUUUACUCUGAUUCUUCUCCCACUUUUUCUUCUUCUUUCCAAAGCUUAGACUUUUUCGUUUUCUCGUUAAAUCCAAAGCUUAGACUUUUAUCA